GGAGACGAUGCGCUCGAGCUGCACUUGAAAGGUAGCUGAAGUCGUAAGCUGUUGUCGCUUCCUGAACAAGUCUUUUGGCUACCAAGUUAUCAUGUUUCGCUGUGCGUUUUUGAUUUUUUUCCUGGCUCUUGGAAAUGAACUCCAUCUAUCACAUGGGACUGAAGUGUCAGUCAACAACACGGAGAACAAAUUAUGCCUCUAUGCCAAUUUGAUGGUCAACUUCUCAGUCACAUAUGAAGUUGGUGUAAAUAAGAAUGAAACUGUUCUUUUUGUACUGCCUGAAAAUGUGACAACCGAAGGGAGCACCUGUGAUAACACAACAUCGACAUUGAAACUCAGUUUUGGAUACGGGCACAGUUGGACAGUGGAAUUCGCUAUAAAGAACAAAACCUACCAAGUAGAUACCAUUGUCUUCUCCUACAAUCUCAAUGACUCAAGCGUCUUCCCCAACUCUACAUCAAACGAAACCAUGUCUGUGACAGGAAAGUCAGUUAUCACCAACGUGAGUGUGGACACCUACUACUCCUGCAAGAGUGAAGAUGUCCUGACAAUAGAGUCUGUUAUUCAGACACUGUAUGAUGUUGCUCUACAGGCGUUUGUGAUUAACGGCAGCAAAAGUGACAAAGACACCGUAUGCUCCGCUGACAUGACCUCCACCACUGUGGCGCCCACCACUGUGGCGCCCACCACGACCGUUACCACCACAGCUGCCCCCACUUCUACCCCUACACUGCCCACGCCCACUACUGGAAAGUACAGCAUCACACCUGACGUCAACAGCACAGCCUGCCUGAUAGCCACCUUUGGCCUACGGAUCGGCUACAAGCAAGGAGACAAAGAGGAGACCAUCAACCUGGUGCCCAAUAUGACUGAAGUGGGCGGAGCCUGUAGGGCCAACAGCAGCGAUCUCAAAUUGACAUCGGAUACAAUCAACAUCACGUUCACGUUCAGCAAUGACGGCAAGAAGUUCCACCUGCACGCUCUGAACGUCACAGUGAUACCAGCCACGGGGGCCACCGUCGUUGCAGCCAAUACCAACAUGUCCAUUUGGGCGGCGGCAGUAGGCAGCUCCUACAUGUGCAACAAGGAGCAGACCUUAAAUGUCACCGACACGCUCACUCUCUACACGUUCGAGCUCCGCGUCCAGCCCUUCGAAGUCAACAAAGGCGAAUUCGCUACAGCCCAUGAAUGUUCACUGGAUGACACCAGCAUCUUAAUCCCAAUCAUUGUUGGUGCCGCCCUGGCCGGCUUGAUUCUCAUUGUAGUGAUUGCUUACGUGAUUGGUCGUAGGAAGACCUAUGUGGGAUAUCAGACCCUCUAAAAAGCAAUCUGUGAUCAUGAAUCUGUGAUAAUUAAUCAAGAACAUAGGUUGAUCCUUGUGUGGGGUGGCGGUCCCAAAGCCUGGCCCUGGAUGGCUAUCUCAGUGCAGUCUUUCAAUUGACGACUGACUUGUACAACUGGAAUAGUCAGACUAUCACCUCCUUACUUCAGCCACUCUUAAGAGCUGCUCUUAGACUUGAGCUUAGUCUAGCUUUGCUUAGGUGUAGACUUGAGCUUAGUCUAGCUUUGCUUAGGUGUAGACUUGAGCUUAGUCUAGCUUUGCUUAGGUGUAGACUUGAGCUUAGUCUAGCUUUGCUUAGGUGUAGACUUGAGUAGCUUUAUUCAGGUAAACCUGAAGAUUCAAAAUGCUCUCCAGGACCAGGUUCGACUAUCAUACUGUUGUUUGUGAUUUCUGUUUUGUUUGAUUUGCUUAAUAUUUUCAUUUUUUUUCUCCAUUGUAAAGGAGCAAGUGCAGGAUUAUUUGCCCUCUGUGUUAGCCAGUGCAAACCCUUUGGAACCAGUGAAGGCCUUUAUUUAUGGAAAAUUCUCAAAGUGAUUGCAUCUGACAUGCCUUGUAUUACUUGCCGGAGGAUUCUCAUUCAGGAUAGGGGCGCUUUUUAUGAAGUAGCACAUUUCAUAGAAACACCAGUUUAAAGUCCUUGUGCUACAGUUUGCACAUUUACACGAGGAGCUGUGACAAUUGGGGGCUGUGCCCUUUUCACUAUGAUUCAUGCACUUGCUCCCUACCUCCCUUUGGGAUUCCUUUUUUGUUUCUUUAUGUUCUUAUUGAAUUUGUGUACAUUUUAGUUCAGCCUUUUGUGUUUUUUUUCAUCCUCACAAUUCAUCGUAGCAGCGCAACAUUUUGACUGACUUGAACAUUUCACAUUUGCCUCGCUGCUCAAUGAGACAUCAUUGAGUAGCUUUGUUGAUUUGGCUCAGGAACUCUACCAACUAACCAGGAUCAAGGUCUGCUGCUUUGUGCUCUUUCAGCUCGUUACUGAUCAUCCACUAGUCAGUCAGUAGUUUGAAUUUGGAAAUGGGACUUUUUGACUGUGGCCGCAACUCGGGGAAAAAGAAAAGGUGGUAUUACUGGCAUAUAGUUCCGUCUAAGUUGAUUUGACAAAACGAGGCAUCUGUCGUUUAUAUCCACGCACAGCAGUACUUGACAUAUGGUUGCCACCAAUGUCAGUCUGUCUUUGACUGACUGGCUCACAUUGUGUAGUGUGAAAUCUACCAAGUGUUUAAUUAACUUUGAAAAGUCCAUGCCUAGUUUAAGGAUGUAAAAGACAAACCUGAAAAGAAAGGUAACACAAGACCCCUCCUGUCAUUACAUGUUGGCAUUAGUUUAAAAAAAAAAGGGAUAGCUGGUUAUUUGCUGUCAUUCAAACCUAUUUUUCGCAGAUGGUGAUUAUUUUUCCUUUUUUCUUCAUUUAAAUGCACUAAAUUGUAAGUAAGUUUGGCAUAAAUUGAAAAUGUGUGCUGCAAUGUUACACCUGUGUAUAUUAUAGCCGUUGCUGCGGUGUUGCUCCUGAAAGCUGCCAGUUAGUAAGGGGGAACUUGUGAACAGGGCUGGGAUCUAUUCCAUUUCAAUUAAGCCAAUUAAGAAAUUCUAAUUCCAAUUUGCCUCGCAGCUUUUUCAUGAGGAAAAUUGGAAUUAUAAUUUCAGCUUAAUUCCUAAAUUGACUUAAAUGGAAUUGACUCUAGCCCUGCCCAGUUGACUGCUUAUAAGUUGCACCAAUCGAUAGAAUAGGAGAAAGGAUGAUUGUCCACAAUCAGUGCAGCACAAUGCAGUACAUGUGUAUAUUGUUGUACUGUUAGAAGGACAGGUGAAAAUGUGUAGUUGCUGUGUAUUAUCGCUUUGUCGUAGUGAGGUGGUCUGCAUGAGACAUGGAGAAAUUUGAUUGCCGCCUUUAAUUUCCAUUGAUCAAUCAGUCAACCCCAAAACAUUUUUUAAGAUGCUGUAUAUGUGAAUGAUUUGCUUUUUUUUCCUUUUCAAAUAUAUUCUUAUUGAUUAUUGCUUUACAUUCCAGUGUGUUGUCUUGGACUGCGUCUUGGACUGCUUUUGUACAAAUUCUGUUUGUUACUUUGGUUUUAAAAUUGUAUUUUUUUAUUGACCGUGUAUACAAUCAAUUCUAAAACACAAUUUUGAAAACAUUUACUAUACCCAAUUUUUCAUUCACUUGACAUGAUCAAAUGUUAUGUUUGACAAUUUUGUGCCUUGCUCACAGAAGCAUCUCCAUUUUGAGAUUCAAUCAGGUUUGAUUACAUUAAUGAAUAGGAUUAUUUGGCUCCUUUUUUUUCAGCAUGUUAAGAAAUGGGGAAAUCCCAAUCCCAUUCUUCAAAUUAAGAUACACUGAACACCUUCCUAAUAUUUUUUUACCUUAGAACAGCCUCAAUUCGUCAGGGCAUGGACUGACUCAACAAGGUGUCGAAAGCAUUCAACAGGGAUGCUGGCCCAUGUUGCCUCCAAUGCGUCCCACAGUUGUGUCAAGUUGGCUGGAUGUCCUUUGGGUGGUGGACCGUUCUUGAUACACACGGGAAACUGUUUGUUAAAAACCCAGCAGUGUUGCAGUUCUUGACACAAUCCGGUGCGCCUGGCACCUACUACCAUACCCUGUUCAAAGGCACUUAAAUAUUUCGUCAUUCCCAUUCACCCUCUGAAUGGCACACAUACACAAUCGAUGUCUCAAGGCUUAAAUACUUAUUUAACCUGUCUCAUUUCAUCUACACUGAUUGAUUGAGGUGGAUUUAACAAGUGACAUCAAUAAGGAUCAUACUUUUAAUCUGAAUUCACCUGGUCAGUCUGUCAUGGAAAAGCAAGAUGUUCAUAAUGUUUUAACUCAGUAGUACAUUAUCUUUUCUUCUGUGUGGCGCUGAACAAUGUUCAUUUUUGAAUUCCUUUUCAAUAUGCUUUUAGCUGCAAUAAAUGGGAAUGGAAGUUGUGCAUAAA
Messenger RNA from Salvelinus fontinalis (brook trout), 4270 nucleotides. RefSeq names its product lysosome-associated membrane glycoprotein 2-like. Gene Ontology annotation, cellular component: membrane. The record is from RefSeq and is a predicted model, not a curated record. NCBI's taxonomy places the organism in Eukaryota, Metazoa, Chordata, Actinopteri, Salmoniformes, Salmonidae. Bases 92 to 1321 code for a protein of 409 amino acids. The transcript is spliced from 9 exons.